This is a messenger RNA of Homalodisca vitripennis (glassy-winged sharpshooter), 3362 nucleotides long. Its product is annotated as mitochondrial amidoxime reducing component 2-like. The transcript is spliced from 7 exons. Gene Ontology annotation, molecular function: molybdenum ion binding; catalytic activity; pyridoxal phosphate binding. Bases 344 to 1417 code for a protein of 357 amino acids. The record is from RefSeq and is a predicted model, not a curated record. NCBI's taxonomy places the organism in Eukaryota, Metazoa, Arthropoda, Insecta, Hemiptera, Cicadellidae.
ACACUUGCGGUCGCACGUGAGUUGAGCUCUGAUCUGUCUCUGUGCUCUGUGGGAGUCGAAGUCAGUAGUCACUAGUAAAGUUAUAAGUAGACUACGAAGGCGCAAAGGUCAAAGAAACAGUUUAAAUACUUUUCUAAUCUAUCAAAUUAGUUUAGUUCGUUGUUGGUUCUUUCUGAUUGGCUACUUUUAUCAACUUUUUGCAAUAUAUAUUUCAGUCUCGAAUUACUGAGCAAGUGUAGGAUAGCUGUCAAGUGCCUGGAACUAAUUGUACUCGUUUACUUGUUUAAAGAGAGGUUAACAUUCUCUUGUUUUAAUUUAAGUUGCAGAGAACACUGAUGAUAAAAUGAAACAACUAGAGUCACCUGUGGUAAUAGCAGCUUCUGUGACGCUAGCUGCAGUUAUAUUUGCGGGAGUAUUCUUUUGGCGUCAGAAGAAGAAGCAAACAUUCUUUUAUUCUGAGCGUUCACUUGAAGAAAUAGAGGUUCCUUCGAAAUGGACAAAAGUUGGAGAAGUUAGUGAUCUCGUUAUUUAUCCACUGAAAGGAGCUCAAAAGAAACAUCUGGAGGAAGCUCAGUUUACAGAACGUGGGCUGCGAGAGAUGCAGUCCAAUAAAAUUUCGUUACAAGACAGAGGUUUUGUUGUCUUUACUGAAGAUAAUCAGUUUAUAAAUGUCAAGAAAAACAUCAAGCUAUUGUUAGUGGAUACUGAAGCUGUAGAUGAGGCAAGAGUACGAUUUUCAUUCCCAGACUCCGAGGACCUUAUUGUGAAGUUACCUAUCGACAAGUCUACAUUAAAUAAAAUUGGCUUUGAUUUCAAGCAGACAGUUGAGACACUGGACUGUGGCGACGAAGCGGCGACUUGGUUCUCACAAAGGCUUCUCAACCAGCAGACUGGACUCAGGCUGGGCUGCUUUAUCAAGUCUCUGGUCAAUCAGAGGAUUGUGAAGGAUGGUCUAGUGGAAGAAUACUCCAAGUACUACAAAAAACUUCAUGGGGAUUAUCUGGGAGCAUACUCUGACAUUGCCAGUUAUAUGCUGAUGGGCGAAGAGUCACUGAAGGAUCUGAACAAUCGUCUGGCCAAACCAGUUUCACACAUCAACUUCAGGCCCAAUAUACUAGUGAAAGGUUCUCCGGCAUUCAGCGAAGAUUGUUGGGAUUGGAUCAAGAUUGGCGACAAUGUAUUUAGGGGCUUUAAGUAUUGCACCAGAUGCAUUGUGACAACAAUCAACCCUGAUACUGCUGAAAAGGAUCCUAAAUUCGAACCUCUCAUGACUUUGAGGAAGUACAGACAAGUAAAGGAGGAUGACAUCCGCAAACUAGAGAACAAUAGUCCAGUGAUGGGAUUGUAUGCAGGAUUGCACCAGAUAGGCAGCGGCGUCGUACGCAUAGGGGACCCUAUUUACGUCAAUGCAGACUAAGAUACGUAGAUUGUCAUGUAAUGCGAUUGCAAGGUCAUUUAAGAGUAUGUAAAUAUGUAUUUUUUAGGUUCACUGUUAAAUUUAAAAUGUUUUCAUUACUUAUAAAUCACCAGAUAAAAUUUGAGCGAUCAAGUGUAGGUGGUACGGAUCAGUACUGAAUAGUGUAGAUAAGCUUUUCAAUUUCAUACCAAAUUUAGUAAUUAGAUCAAUUUUAAUUAUGAUAAAAUAUGUUGAAGCUUUCACUGGAGGUGUUCGAGUUAAAAUCAUCAAGCAUUUAGUUUAUUUUUAACACGUUCGCUGCGGCAAGAGCGGCCAAUGAUGUACCCGAUAUGCGGCAAAAUUCAAACUUGCGAUUUUCGUUGAAUUGGCGUUAUUUUGGUUUGAUGCGCUAUAAAAUAAUGAUAUUCGAUUAUAUUACGUUCUUAUGCGUUCGUAAUCAUCGGGACUGUCCGGACAGUGGCCCGCAUUUUUGGCAUGGCAUCAUUUAUGUUAACAUAUGACAGGCUAUAUAAAAUUUAACUAUAACUAACCAAAUGUGUUGUGUGAUGUCCAAAAGUAUCAAGAAUACUUCAAUCGACUUUGAUAUGCAUCAGGUUCCGUUGCUAGACAACGCUACUGUCCGGACAGUAGUCCCGCACAUAGCGUAAAAUACCCACAGAGCCCGCGGUGCAGAUCGCCGCCGCGUGCUGUCCGCACAGUAAAACAAAUAAAAGCAUCGUUUGAAUGAAUUCACUAAUGAGACAAUAGCCUACAUACUGUAUACAAAAAAGCAAAAUAUGUGUAUACUAUGUACAAGAAAAAUGUUGACGCCACACAUAUAGAUAAAAUCGCAAUACCGGUAAAAGAUUACCUUACUUUUAAUUUAGUAGUAAUAACCUAUCCAAUUUGUAAACAAGCCUAGCUGCUGAUACGUCUACUCACGAAAACAAUAACACAAGGGAAAAGAAAUUAGGAACACGUGUUUUAUUGUUUUCCUACUGGUUCAUAAUAGCAAUAAACAUGUGAAAUUUCAGCUGUUUCGCUGGCACUGUCGGGACAGUAGGUCCGCAUUUCCAGGACAAACUGACGUAUCAGAAAGUAAGUAUACUUCAUCUAGAACAAGCUUGAAAAGUUUCCAACAAUUCAUGCAAGAUUGCAGCACAUGACAAGCGAAACGAAUAAGCAAUGCAUUGUGCAUUGUGUGUGAGGACAGUGCCUCGCAGUUUUGGCGAGGGUUACGGGACUGUCCGGACAGUGGCCCGCAGCGAACGUGUUAAACUGAGCAAGCAGUCUGAAUUACUAUUUACUAGUAGAUGAUAUUAAAAUAUAGUGUCAGGUUAGCAAAAGGUCCAGAAAAUCUUCUAUGAAUUUUGUCUACUUGCAAUGUUUAGGGCUCUGCAAUUACCUGGACAGUGAUUUACAUAAAGUGUAAUAAUUAGCUAGUAUUAAUUUAUCUGCAUAAAAAAGCCUAACCAUCAAAAUGCUAAUAAACAAAAGUGAAGAACAAAUAAUGAAAGGAACACCAAAUGAGAUUAACAGUUAACAGCAAAAUGUUUUUUAUCAGCUGUUGAGUAUAAUAUGUCACUGGAAAGUUUAUGGAAUUAGUCCAAGUGCCUUAUCUUUGAACCACCAUGUAGAUGUAUUUUUCUUACUAUCACAUGUUAAAAGAAUGGUUGAAUGUAAUAAUGUUAUGCACAGAAAUAUUUCAAAUGAAAGGCAACGGUUUUUGUUUUAGGCUGUGAUGUGAUUGUGAUCUGGAAGCUCAAUCGUGUAUGAAAUGUGGACAUGUAGUUUAGUAUAUAUUAGUUGCUCAAGUUGAAACGUUCUGGUUUGGAAGUUUUUUCUUAGAAGUGCAGAAUGUAUCUGUUGAUAUGUUAAAGUUGAAGUCCUUAUUGUGUACUUUAAAAAGGCAGUAAUAUAUAAAAUGAGUUUUUCUACUUCCCAAGUAAAUGAGUUUUGUAUGUCA